AUGAAAGAUAGUGGCAAAUACCAGUGUCAGACCUCAGACUCUUCACUCAGUGAUGCCGUCCAGCUGACUGUCUCUGAAGAGCUCUUUUCAACACCGGAGUUGAGGGUAGCUGGCUCAGCUAAAGCCAUAGAAGAAAGCCCACUGACCCUGCAAUGUGUCACACGGCUCAAUCCCCGGAAAUCAAACUCACAACUUCAGUACUCCUUCUACAAGAGCACCACGACUGUGAGAGAGCCAGCGAGCUCCCCCGAGUACCAGAUCCCAGAGGCAGGGCUGGCAGACUCAGGACUCUACUUUUGUGUGGUGCAGGCGGUGACCUCAAGUGUACAGAAACGGAGCCCCAAACUAGACAUCGAGGUUAAACGAGUCCCCGUCUCCGGAGUCACCCUGGGGGUGCAGCCCCGCAAUGGGCAGGUGGUGGCAGGGGAGGGACUGGUGCUGAGCUGCUCCGUGGCUGCGGGCACGGGGCCUCUCGCCUUCUCUUGGCACCGGGAGGGCUCUGGCCUGGCUCUGAGGACAGAGACUCUGCGCUUACGGAGGACGGACUACAAGAUCCCUGCUGCCAUGGAGAGCGAUGCCGGGGAGUAUUACUGCGCUGCCUCCAACAGUAACGACCCGGUCCUGAGCCCACGGGUGACGAUCACAGUGUGGGUCCCGGUGUCCCCCCCUGUCCUGACCCUUAGUGCAGAUGGCUUCUGGGCCGCCAUCGGAGAUGCAGUGGAGAUCCAAUGUGAGUCGCACCGGGGCUCAGCUCCUGUGGUCUAUCGGUUUCAUCACGAGGGAGCCCUGCUGGGAACCAGGACAGUCAGUGCCCAUGGGCCAGGGUCCAUCACCAUCAACCUGACAUCCGAGAGCGACUCUGGAGCCUACUCCUGCGAGGCUGACAAUGGUGUGGGUGACGGCCCCCAGCGCAGCGCCCCCUCCCACCUCGCUGUGCUAGUGCCGGUGGCUGGGGCCAACAUCACCACAGAUAAGCUGGAUCCAGUGCUCAUGGUGGGAGAAAGCCUGAAUCUCAGCUGCUGGGUGCAGGUGGGGACAGACCCAGUGUUCAGGUGGGUUCAUGACACUCAGGAGCUGGACGUGGCCUCAGAGCUGGGCCUGCUCUCUCCUGUGGGGAACGUCCUGUAUGUGGAGUCGGUGCAGCUGGGCCAUGCGGGGAAUUACCAGUGCAUCGCCAGCAACCAGCUCAGUCCCCAGAGAGUCUUCCUGGCCCCCAGCGAGAUUCUGGCCAUCACCGUGAGAGCAGACAUGAGUGCCCAGAUGGCUGCAAGUGCAUCUGUCACGGGUAUGAUAGUCGCCCUCCUGUGCUUGGUUGGUGCCAUAUUGGCUGCUGUGCUCUACAUCAGGUACCGGCAGAAAACAGAAGAGACAUUUUUCACUGCUCAGUGGAGGCGCUCUGUGAGCCCAGCACAGCAGGAGCUCCCUGCCCAGAGGCUGCCUCCCCCGGCUGCUGUGGGCUCCCUGGAGCUGGAGCCAGAGUAUGACAAUGUGUGUCCCCAGAAGCAGGAGAGUGGAGACGUGCUCUAUUCAGUUAUCAGCAUCAAGAAAGGAAACAGGGCGAAGCCCACAGGAACUGCUGAGAGGGAUAAUGGACACCUUGUCACCUAUGCUGUGCUCCCCAGCCCCAUGAUCCCCCGGGAUUCAGCCACCAGAGCGAGGGCAUCAGAAGCGAGAGACGAGCCCAUGAGCGACGUCUAUGAGAACGUUCCCCACCCGUAA
Alligator mississippiensis (American alligator) is the source of this 1719-nucleotide messenger RNA. Its product is annotated as Fc receptor-like protein 3. Gene Ontology annotation, biological process: cell surface receptor signaling pathway. Lineage: Eukaryota; Metazoa; Chordata; Crocodylia; Alligatoridae. Gene Ontology annotation, molecular function: transmembrane signaling receptor activity. The record is from RefSeq and is a predicted model, not a curated record. Bases 1 to 1719 code for a protein of 572 amino acids. The transcript is spliced from 11 exons.